GUGAGGAGAGAUAGGUAAAGUGAGCAGCGUCGGUCGCGCUUCAAUCAAACAUCCGGGUGCUUAAAAGCGCAGAAGCACCGCUGCAGCUGCGUUUCCGCGUUGCCUGAGCGGAGAGAGUGGAGGGGAGGGGAACGGCGAGAGCGAGCGAGCAGCGGAGACGCAGUGGGACACAGAGUCGGAGAAGAAUUACAUAGACGCACCACAGCCACACAACAAAUACAUAGAGAAUCGAACAUUGAGCGUCAAGGAGCCCGACCCGAGUGGUGCGCGGCCGAAACCCUUUUCACUAUGUAAAACCACCAGCUAAAAUGUGAGAUUUACGGAGGGCAUCAGAAGAGAGCGAGAGAGUGGCUUUACCCCGUUAUCUUUAGCGGGUCAUCUCAAUUUUGCUUUCCGUUGUCAUCGCAGUGUUUCUGGGGGUAAAAUGAAGAAGUUUAACAUCAGGAAGGUGCUGGACGGCCUAAAGGAGCAGGCGUCUUCCUCUGUUUCGUCUGGCCAGUCGGGCGCCCCGGAGAACAAUUUGAUGCACGAGACCCUUCAGUCCGAGAAUUUUCAGCUCUGCAAGACUGUCCGUCAUGGCUUCCCCUAUCAGCCGUCGUCCAUGGCCCAUGACCCAGUCCAGAAGAUCCUGGCCAUUGGGACCCAGAGUGGGGCCCUCAGACUGUUUGGUCGUCCAGGUGUGGAGUGCUACUGUCAACAUGAGAGUGGAGCAGCCGUCAUCUCGCUACAGUUUCUCAUCAAUGAGGGGGCGCUGGUGAGUGCUCUGGCAGACGACAGCGUGCACCUCUGGAACCUGAGGCAGAGGAGGCCCGCCAUCCUCCACUCGCUCAAGUUCAACAGAGAGAGGAUCACAUUCGUCCACCUGCCAUUCCAGAGUAAAUGGCUGUACAUCGGCACAGAGAAAGGAAACAUCCACAUCGUCAACGUGGAGUCGUUCACACUCUCAGGCUACGUCAUCAUGUGGAACAAAGCCAUCGAACUAUCCUCCAAGGCCCACCCAGGUCCUGUGGUCCACAUAAGUGACAACCCCAUGGAUGAGGGAAAGCUCAUCAUUGGAUAUGAGGCUGGAAUUGUGGUCUUGUGGGAUCUGAAAUCUAAGAAAGCAGACUACCGCUACACUUACGACGAGGCGAUCCACUCGGUUGCCUGGCACCAUGAGGGCAAGCAGUUCAUCUGUAGUCACUCAGACGGAACGCUCACCAUAUGGAACAUCAAGGGCCAGGGCAAGCCAUUUCAGACAAUCACCCCACAUGGAAAGCAGCCCAAGGAUGGAAAGAAGCCAGAGCCCUGCAAACCCAUCCUCAAAGUGGAGUACAAGACCACUAGACUGGGAGACCCCUUCAUGAUCCUGUCUGGAGGUCUGUCGUAUGACACGGUGGGUCGGCGGCCAUGUCUGACGGUGAUGCAUGGGAAGAGUACAGCCGUGCUGGAGAUGGACUAUCCUAUCGUAGACUUCCUCACGCUCUGUGAGACGCCAUACUCUAACGAUUUUCAGGAACCUUAUGCUGUAGUGGUCCUUCUAGAAAAGGAUUUAGUUGUAAUCGACCUUGCACAAAAUGGUUACCCCAUAUUCGAGAACCCCUAUCCACUGACCAUUCAUGAGUCUCCGGUUACCUGCUGUGAGUACUAUGCUGACUGCCCUGUGGACCUCAUUCCCGCACUUUACUCUGUUGGCUCCAGACAGAAACGACAGGGCUACAGCAAAAAGGAGUGGCCAAUCAGUGGUGGUAACUGGGGCCUCGGCACACAGAGCUACCCUGAGAUCAUCAUCACUGGGCAUGCUGAUGGGACUGUGAAGUUUUGGGAUGCUUCUGCAAUAAUGCUGCAGGUACUGUACAAGCUGAAGACGGCCAAGGUGUUUGAGAAGAGCAGGAAUAAUAAGGAGGACAAGCAGAACACAGAGAUUGUGGAUGAGGACCCGUUUGCCAUCCAGAUCAUGGCCUGGUGUCCUGAGAGCAGGAUGCUGUGUGUGGCCGGGGUGUCUGCCAACCUCAUCAUAUACCGCUUCAGCAAGCAGGAGAUCACCACCGAGGUCGUACAGCUGUUGGAGGUACGUCUGCAGUACGAGGUGAAUGACAUGGAGUCCCCUCCAGAGGGGGGAGGGGGGGGGGACCGUGACCUGCCCACCCCAGGAGCAGCCUCACCUAGCCCCCAGACCACCGGACCCCCGACUCACCCCUCCACCAGCAGCAACUCCUCUGACGGGGUCCGAGACAACGUACCCUGCCUCAAGGUGCGUAGUACCCCUCUGAAGCAGUCUUCAGGGUAUCAGGUAGAGUUGGUGGUGCAGCUGGUGUGGGUAAGUGGAGAGCCCCCCCAACAGAUCACCAGCUUGGCCCUCAGCUCCUCCUACGGCCUGAUUGUGUUUGGCAACAGUAAUGGUCUGGCAGUGGUGGACUACCUCCAGAAGACAGUGCUGUUGAACCUGGGGACAGUGGAGCUGUAUGGGUCUAACGAUCCCUACCAGAGACAGGCUCGCUCUCCACGCAAGGCACGCCAGCCCGCCGGAGGUAAUGGUCUGUGUGACAUCAACGAGGGUUCUGCCUCGGAGGACCGCUGCAAAUCCCCCACUUCAGUGUUGGCGUCAAACCAUCAGCAAUUCUACAAUGGAGGUGGGGGUAGAGGAGCAAAGAUGUCACGGAAAUUAAGCUUGCCUACUGAGCUAAAGCCAGACUUGGUCCUCCUGUCUGUAUGUCCUCCGCGGGGCGCCAACCCAUUAGACCACCGGGACAACUCCUUCAGCCGUUCACGCUCCUCCUCCGUCACGUCCAUCGACAAGGAGGCGCGCGAGGCCAUCACCUCCUUCCACUUCUGUGAGACAUUCGCCCGGAAGGGGGACAGCGCCAUCACACCAUGCCUAUACGUGGGAACCUCCCUGGGAACAGUGCUGGCUGUGGCCCUCAACCUCCCCCCUGCUGGGGAACAAAGGCUGCUGCAGCCCGUUAUCGUCUUACCUAGCGGUACCUUGGCACGACUGAAGGGCAGUAUCCUGAGGAUGGCCUUCCUGGACAACACAGGAACCUUCCUCCCCCCUGCCUUCGAGACCUGGUAUGAGCCAAACGCUGCGGGCGCCGACAGUGAGGAGCGAGACAAGGCGCGUAAACGCCGCCCGGUCUCUGUGUCACCCUCCACCUCCCAGGAGCUGCAGGAGAGCCAGUAUGCAGUGGUGUGCUCUGAGAAACAGGCUAAGGUCAUAGCACUGCCCUCACAGAACUGCAUCUUCAAACACAGCAUCACAGAGACAUCGUUCGUCCUGAGGGCUGACGUGGUCCAGAUGAACAUAGGGAACUGUGUGGCCUGCUUCUGUGCUAACGGACACAUCAUGACCCUCAGUCUGCCGGGGCUGAGACCAUUGCUGGAUGUAAACUACCUGCCACUGACAGACAUGCGGAUAGCCCGGACUUUCUGCUUUACCAACCUGGGCCAGGCCAUGUACCUCACCUCCCCUACUGAGAUACAGAGGAUCACAUACAGCCAGGAGACCUGUGAGAACCUGCAGGAGAUGCUGGGAGAACUGUUCACACCAGUGGAAACCCCAGAGGCUCCCAACCGAGGAUUCUUCAAGGGCCUUUUUGGGGGAGGAGCAACUUCCCUGGACAGAGAGGAACUAUUUGGUGAGACGCAGGCGGGUAAGGCGUCCCGUGGCCUUGCCCAGCACAUCCCAGGUCCUCAGGGCCUGGAGGGCAUGAAGGGGGCAGCCUCGGGCGUGGUGGCCGACCUGGCGCGUGCCCGGAUAGCACUGGAUGAGAGAGGGCAGAAACUGGGCGAGCUGGACGAAAGGACGGCUGCCAUGUUGGCCAGCGCCGACUCCUUUGGCAAACACGCCCACGACAUGAUGCUGAAGUGCAAAGACAAGAAGUGGUACCAGUUCUGAUCUGAGAGGGGGGAGCAGAGCCAAAGGGACAUAACUUCAUCUGGACUCUACAUGCCCCCCUCCUCCAUCUCUCUAUCCAUCCCUCCUUCCAUCUCUCCUUCCUCUGCUGGACACAUGGGACACGCUUUCCUAGCACAAUGUGGUAUACUGUAUUUACUUCAGUCAUAAGGUUACAAACUGAGGAACGGACUGGAGAGAAAAGAGGUGUUCUCUUUUUUGUUAUUGUUUGUUUUCCCCAUCUGUGACCUGCCGAUUGACUGGAGCUCUGGGGUUCCCUCAUCCUCAUUGGGCAAAAUGUUCUGUGCCAUUGUCUCUGCUCCAACCAAUCCGGGGCAUACACACUAACAGGCACAUUCAAACACAACU
Molecule: messenger RNA, 4240 nt
Organism: Oncorhynchus gorbuscha (pink salmon)
Lineage: Eukaryota; Metazoa; Chordata; Actinopteri; Salmoniformes; Salmonidae
Product: syntaxin-binding protein 5-like
Exons: 27
Coding region: 425-3874 (1149 amino acids)
Biological process (GO): regulation of exocytosis; regulation of protein secretion
Cellular component (GO): SNARE complex; cytoplasm; plasma membrane
Molecular function (GO): myosin II binding; syntaxin binding; GTPase activator activity
Source: RefSeq, a predicted model, not a curated record